This is a messenger RNA of Meloidogyne enterolobii, 558 nucleotides long. The record is from the annotation of a GenBank genome assembly. Lineage: Eukaryota; Metazoa; Nematoda; Chromadorea; Rhabditida; Meloidogynidae.
AUGUCAACAAACACUUGUGAGGAAUUCUUCCGUCAACAAUCUGUUCCGACAACAACAAGUUCUUCAUCUACAAACAAAUUUUUAUUCCAACGCCCCCCAAUUGAUGAAUCCUUCAUUUCUCCAUUAAAACAACAAUGGAAAGGCUUCCUGUCUUCUCCUUCAAAUGUCACCAAAAAUUGCUUAAAAACACCUUCACCAGCUCGGAUGCUAAAACAAUCUGUUAUCUGCAAAAAUAUUGGAAAUUUAUUGCUGAUGACUCCAGGUUUUGUUAUUUUUUGUUUUUUAGAAAAAGAAUCUGAUGAGGAGGAAGAAGAAGAAUUUGAUGAAGAGGGCAAAAAUGAAGAAGAAAUUAAAGACGAUGAAGAAGAAUUGAAAGAAGAAGAGAACAAUACAAAAACAACUUCAAAUAUCAGAAAAUAUCCAACCAAGAAGAAAACAACAACAACCAAAAAACAGAAUGGAGGCAACUUUGUCAAAUUAAAUAUGCGUCAUCGUAGAUUUGCUCCAAGCAGUAAGUUUAGAAUUAAAAAGAAAUGGAAAAGGAAAUUUAAAAAUUAA